AUGGAGAAUAAUAAGAAACUGCGUGAAUUCAUCCUGCAAGGACUAACCAAUGCCCCAGAACUGCAGGUUUCCCUCUUUAUAAUGUUUAUGCUCAUCUACCUCAUCACUCUGAUUGGGAAUCUGGGGAUGAUCAUGUUGAUACUGCUGGAUUCUCGUCUCCACUCUCCCAUGUACUUUUUCCUCAAUAACCUGUCUCUGGUGGACUUUUGCUACUCAUCAACAGUCACUCCAAAGGUUUUGGCUGGGCUGCUUAUUGAAGACAAGGUCAUCUCCUACAGUGCGUGUGCUGCUCAGAUGUUCUUUUUUGCAGUCUGUGCUACUGUGGAAUGUUACCUCUUGGCUUCAGUGGCCUAUGACCGCUACGCAGCAGUGUGUAAACCCCUCCAUUAUACCACCAUGAUGACGACAAGUGUGUGUGCUCGUCUGGCCAUAGGCUGUUAUGUCAUUGGUUUUCUGAAUGCUUCUAUCCAAACUGGAGACACCUUCUGCCUCUCUUUCUGUAUGUCCAGUGUGAUCCAUCACUUUUUCUGUGAUGUUCCAGCAGUCAUGAUUCUGACUUGCUCUGAUAAGCACAUUAGUGAGCUGAUCCUUCUUCUUAUUUCGAGCUUUAAUGUCUUUUUUGCACUUUUUGUUAUCUUGAUUUCCUACCUGCUCAUAUUUAUCACCAUCUUGAAGAUGCACUCAGCUGAGGGAUAUCAGAAGGNUGUGCGGGCUGUAUAUGAGAAUAGUGUCUUCAUGUCCACUGAGGGCAGCAGCCAAGUUCAGACCCUCUGGUCCUUCCCAGACACUGUCUACCAGAUGCUGGUCCAGAGAUAG
Molecule: messenger RNA, 816 nt
Organism: Galeopterus variegatus (Sunda flying lemur)
Lineage: Eukaryota; Metazoa; Chordata; Mammalia; Dermoptera; Cynocephalidae
Product: olfactory receptor 5B17-like
Exons: 1
Coding region: 1-816 (271 amino acids)
Biological process (GO): sensory perception of smell; G protein-coupled receptor signaling pathway
Cellular component (GO): membrane
Molecular function (GO): G protein-coupled receptor activity; odorant binding; olfactory receptor activity
Source: RefSeq, a predicted model, not a curated record